UUUCGUUUCCAACGUCGAUCGUUGCAGACCAUUCUCUCUCUCUCUCUGUGUGUGUCUCGCUCUGUCUUUCUCUCUCUCUCUCUCUCUCUAUAUAUAUAUAUAUAUACAUACACACGCGCACGCUUCUCUUCGUUCUGUACUCACUGCACUGCGACGCCGUUUUUUCUCUUCCGCCGCCGUGUGUUGGUGGAUUACACCUGCGUUCAUGGAGUUUGAUACUCGUGUUACCCCUGUUAAUAACAAUGAGAACAACGAUUCAGGAACACAACCCAAUAAGCGUAAGAGAAAGAAGUCUAUUGUGUGGGAAUAUUUCACAGUGGAAACUGUUGGAGCUGGAUGUACCAGGGCUUACUGUAAACAGUGCAAAAAAUCAUUUUCUUAUAUAACUGAUUCAAAGUUAGCUGGCACAAGUCAUCUGAAAAGACACAUUUCUUUGGGAAUCUGUCAAGUAAUUCGGCAGAAAAAUCAACAAAGCCCAUAUCCCAAAAUUGGUGGUUCUCAAGACACUAACAAUCAACCUAAGAAACGACCAAGAGCAACACCUGGGUUUGCUGGUAAUGGUAACUCAUUUAAUCAAGAGCGUUGUAACCUUGACAUUGCUAAAAUGAUAAUUUUACAUGAUUAUCCUCUUAAUAUUGUGGAAGACCAGGGUUUCAAUGAUUUUGUGCGUACUCUUCAACCCCAGUUCAAUCCUCCAUGUUUUAAUUCUGUUGAACAGGAUUGUGUUGCUAUGUAUCUCAGAGAGAAGCAAAACCUGUUGAAUCUUAUUAAUGGGAUUACUGGACAAGUCAACCUGACAUUGGACUUUUGGACUUCAAACCGGGCAAUGAGCUAUGUUUUUAUUCGAGGACACUUCAUUGAUUGUGAUUGGAACUUACAUCAUCCUCUUCUCAAUGUUGUUAUGGUACCAUUUCCUGAUUUGGAUGAUUCCUUCAGUCAAACUAUAAUGACCUGCUUAUCUGAUUGGCAUUUGGAGGGUCAGCUAUUUACCCUUGCACUCCAUAAAUCCUUCUCUAGUGAGACUGUGAUGGGAAAUCUGAGAGGUCUUCUCACUGUUAAGAACCCUGGGGUCCUCAAUGGUCAGUUAUUAAACCAGAACUGUUAUGCUCGUGUUCUUAGUCGCCUUGCAGUAGAUGCACUGCAGGCAAUGAGAGGAACUGUUGGCAAAGUUCGUGAGAGUGUGAAGUAUGUGAAAUCUUCAGAGUCUCACGAAGAGAAGUUUAUGAAGCUGAAGCAACAACUACAGGUACCAAGUAUGAUGGACCUUUUAAUUGAUGACCAGAGUAAAUGGGACACAACUUACCGUAUGCUAGUAGCUGCCUGUGAAUUAAAGGAAGUCUUUGCUUGCUUUGAUACCACCGAUCCUGAUUACAGAAUGGCUCUAACUAUGGAUGAGUGGAAGCGGGUUGAAAUUCUCUGCACAUGUUUGAAGUAUUUGUAUGAUGCAGCUACAAUUUUAACUGCUCAACCAUUCCCGACUGCAAACUUAUUUUUUCAUGAAGUGUCAAAACUUCAGGUGGAGUUGACUCAUGCUGCCUUAAGCCAGGAUCCUUUCCUUAGUAGUUUGAUUUUGCCUUUGCACGAGAAGUUUGAUCAAUAUUGGAGAGAAAGUUGCCUUGUCUUGGCAAUUGCUGUAGCCAUGGACCCAAGACAUAAAAUGAAACUUGUGGAAUUCACCUUUGCUAAGAUAUUUGGCAAGAAUGCUGAGCCAUGGAUAAGAAUAGUCGAGGAUGGUCUUCGUGAACUAUUCAUUGAAUAUAACACCCUAAUGCUUCCUUUUACAGCAACAAAUGGUGACGAAGGGGAUGAGUUUACCAUAAAGACAGAUCCAUGUCAAGAAGGGUCACUUGAUGGUUCUAUUUUUGUUGAUGAAGAUGGAUUUUCCGACUAUGAAUUUUACAUAUCUGAUUUUACUGGUAACCAGCAAUUUAAGUCAGAACUGGAUGAGUAUUUGGAAGAACCUCUGCAGCCCAGAGUACAAGAAUUUGAUAUUCUGAGCUGGUGGAAAGUAAAUGGAUUUAAGUACCCAACAUUGUCUAGAAUUGCAUCUGAUGUUUUGUCUAUACCAGUAUCCACACUGUCUGCGGAUUCUGUUUUUAACACAGAAAUUAGAAAAAUGGAUAACCACCGGAGCUCGUUAGGCUCCCUGACUCUUGAGGCCCUUAUUUGUGCCAAGGACUGGUUCAAAUAUGAAUCCAUACCUAUAGAUGUUUCAAAUGCACUUGUGAAAAUGGAAUUUUAGGUAUAGCUUCUUCAUGUAGGGAUAGAUUCUCAAGUAGAUCUUAGGUAUAUUUUAAGUCUUGAAACCGUGAUUCAGGUCAAUUAAUUUGUGUGAUUAAUUGUCCGA
This is a messenger RNA of Gastrolobium bilobum, 2347 nucleotides long. RefSeq names its product zinc finger BED domain-containing protein DAYSLEEPER-like. The record is from RefSeq and is a predicted model, not a curated record. Gene Ontology annotation, molecular function: protein dimerization activity; DNA binding. The transcript has 2 exons. The coding region runs from base 206 to 2242 and encodes 678 amino acids. NCBI's taxonomy places the organism in Eukaryota, Viridiplantae, Streptophyta, Magnoliopsida, Fabales, Fabaceae.